GUGUCAAGUCCAUCUCCACACCAUAUCAUAUUAAUUAUCACAUCACCCACUGUUUCCACAGCCUUCCCCAUCUCCACAAAAAUGUCAUCGGCCAUAGUUGCAGGCUCAUCCUCCUCAUGCUCCGCCGCCUUCACCAGAACCACCACCACCGGAGCCCCCCUCUUUCCAUCUUCAAAACCCUCUGUUUCGCCACUCCCUCAGAAAAGCGCUUUUCAAGGGCUGUCGGUGCAGGAAGCCAAGAAGGGUGUCUCGCAUUGGUUCGUGGCUGAGAAUGGAGAGGCCCACAGCCGCUCGAGGAGGGGGCUUCAGAUUAGGGCGGCUAAAACUGCUGGCGCUUCCAAGACGGUUGAGGUCGAAGUUGAUAAGCCCUUGGGUCUCACGUUGGGCCAGAAACCUGGCGGUGGUGUUGUCAUCACUGCAGUAGAUGGAGGAGGGAAUGCAGCAAAAUCAGGGUUAAAAGUAGGGGACCAAGUUCUAUACACCAGCAGCUUCUUUGGUGAUGAAUUAUGGCCUGCAGAUAAGUUGGGAUUCACCAAAACUGCCAUUCAAGCCAAGCCUGAUUCUGUCUACUUUGUGGUUAACAGAGGCGCUGAUGUCGAUGUCAAACGUCUCCCAAAGCGACCUGCGCCACCUCGCUUCGGAAGAAAACUUACAGAAGCACAAAAGGCUAAAGCAACUCAUAUAUGCUUGGAUUGUGGAUACAUUUACACCUUAUCAAAACCUUUUGAGGAGCAGCCUGAAGGAUAUGCAUGCCCUCAAUGUGUAGCACCAAAGAAGAGGUUUGCAAGGUAUGAUGUGAACACAGGGAAGGCAAUAGGAGGGGGUCUGCCACCCAUUGGAGUCAUUGCUGGUUUGGUUGCUGGCGUUGCUGCUGUUGGAGCACUGCUUGUCUAUGGCCUUCAGUGAUCAUAAUAUCCAUUCCUUCUUCUCUAUGUUUCUUCUUAUUCUCAUUUUGUCCUGCACAUAUCUUCAUAAUAUCAAAUUAUAUUUGAUUAAACCAAGCUAGCGUUCUAAUAAUCGUUCAUUAGAAAUUUGAAAAUUUGUAUCUAAACAAUCACUAAA
This is a messenger RNA of Cucurbita moschata (crookneck pumpkin), 1062 nucleotides long. RefSeq lists its product as uncharacterized. Lineage: Eukaryota; Viridiplantae; Streptophyta; Magnoliopsida; Cucurbitales; Cucurbitaceae. Gene Ontology annotation, molecular function: protein binding; iron ion binding. The coding region runs from base 82 to 906 and encodes 274 amino acids. The record is from RefSeq and is a predicted model, not a curated record. The transcript is spliced from 6 exons.